Messenger RNA from Kalmanozyma brasiliensis GHG001, 1536 nucleotides. Its product is annotated as Endonuclease/exonuclease/phosphatase. NCBI's taxonomy places the organism in Eukaryota, Fungi, Basidiomycota, Ustilaginomycetes, Ustilaginales. The coding region runs from base 1 to 1536 and encodes 511 amino acids. The transcript has a single exon. The record is from RefSeq and is a predicted model, not a curated record.
AUGCGUCCACUGUUCGACGGAGAAGACAAGCGUCAUCCACUUCGCAGGGCCAUGCGAUAUCGUGGACGCACCGCACUGCUGCUGCUAUCUGCGCUCACCCUGAGCCUCGUCCUGUACCUCCGCUUUGGCACGCACGAUCUUGUCUCGGUCGGCCUCUGUCGCAUCACGCCUACGUCUUGCUCAUCCGGGCGGCUGAACAUGGCCCACGCAACACCUCUAAAGGCGGCUGCUAUGCAAAAGAUUCACGCCGGCUCAUACGCCCGCCCGCACGGGCGCACCUCGCUCACUAUCGGCUCGCUUAACAUCCGCUUCUCCAACGAUGCCGUCUCCGACUGGAAGCGUCCUCCCCUCGACCGCCCAGAUGGGAAUCCAUUUUCUCCGACGAUGCAAGAGAUUUCCUCUUCAGCCUCACCUCAUCUGAUGGCGCAGCAUCACGGCGAGCGACACUGGUUUCUCCGCGGACCCAAAAUCUCCGACAUCGCCCUCUUUCACGCCUGGGACAUCUUCGCUUUUCAGGAGGUGCUUCAUCCGCAGCUGUCCAACCUCGUCAACUGGCUGGGUGACGAGUACUCCUAUGCGGGUGUGGGGCGCGAUGAUGGGGCCUAUGCAGGUGAGGCGGUACCCGUCUUUUGGCGCAGGGACACGUUUGAGCUGGUCCCCCACGCCGAGGGGGGAGCAGGAGCGGACGGGGUGGAGCACUUCUGGCUGUCCCCCACACCCGAGAUCCCUGGCAGCGUUGGGUGGGAUGCAGCGCUGACACGCAUGUGCACGCACGUGAGCUUGCGACUGCUGGCAACGGGAGAGAUCAUACACGUCUUUUCGACGCACUACGAUCAUCAAGGCGUGGUAGCGCGUGCCAAGUCGUCCGAGUUGAUCGUUGACCGGGCGAGGAGGGCGGCGAAACACACAAAGUCGAUGCUGAGAGAGCAACCGCUCGUGGUGCUCAUCGGUGACCUCAACAGUCCGCGCAACGAAGGGUCCUGGUCCACCCUCGUCUCCCCACACUACGGGCUGCAGGCGAACUCAACGGGACCCACGUUCCUCGACACGGCACUGUCUGUGCCAACGAGAUUCACAUCGCCACUGCUGACGGACAACGAGGAUCCGAAGCGUGCCGAGUAUGCCGCUGGCAAACGCAUCCCUCCGCCCCCACCAGCUGGGAGGAAGGAGGCUGGGAUGCUGUUCGAACCAGUCGGACCCAUGAGGACGUUCACCGACUUUCAGCCUUCAAAGCGAAACGCUAUCGAUGACAGGAUCGAUUUUAUCAUGCUCCUGGACAACGGGGCGGUGUUGGACGAGACUAGGGGCGAUGCGAGGUUGGAUCAUUCCAAAUCGUCGCCUCCACCUGCGAUUAGGAGCGAGGGAGAUUCCGACACCGCCAGCAGGCAGAGCGGAAAGGUAGAGGAGAGGGAGUCGAGAUGGAGAAUUCGAACUUUCGGCACGCUGCCCAAUUGGAGCGAGGGCGAUGCAGGGUUCCUCAUCUCCGACCACCGGCCUGUCAUGGCUCGCAUCCAGCGUGACUUCACUUUGUCGUAG